CACGGUCUCACACCGCCCAAAUGCACCCGAAGCCACCAACCACUGACAAGCUGUGCAAUGCCGCCACUGUUAAUCCGCGAAACUGAAAUCCCAUCAACCAACAAAAAUACAAAAAAACAAAAAUUGAAUUCUUUGACCGCCCAAUUUCCCGGCUGUCCUAUAUGCUUUUAGCUCAAAAUAAAGUAACUCUUCUUCUCCUUUUCUAUUUGACUAAAUGCCACAAGGAAAUGUUGAAGCUUAUGCGAAAUAAAGUGGGUUGAAUUAAUUUUUUUUUUCUCCCUUCGUAAUGUCUACAGAGGAUGUAGUUCCUAAGACGUUCCACGCUUUGGUGGAAAGAGCCGAACGGAAAUUCGCCCGGGUUCGUGAUAUUCCACUGCAUCCGUACGGUGGCAGUGGCCUGGAAAAUGGCCACUUCUUCCACAAAGUGUUUAAGGCUUACAUGCGGCUCUGGAAGUACCAGCAGAGGAACCGGGAUAAAUUGGUGGAGUCGGGGCUUCGCCGUUGGGAAAUUGGGGAGAUCUCAUCUCGGAUUGGCCAGCUCUACUUCAGCCAGUACCUGAGGACAAGCGAGGCUCGGUUCCUCUUCGAAUCGUACAUAUUUUAUGAGGCCAUUUUUAACAGGAAAUAUUUCGAGGGUUCGAGCAGGGAUCGUGGGGUUAGGUUCAAGGAGUUGAGAUUUUACGCGAGGUUUUUGAUGGUUUCUUUGAUCUUGAACCAUAAAGAAAUGGUGAAGUUGCUUGUGGAAAAGUUUACAGAACUUGUUGAAGACAGUAAAGCCAAUUUUCGGGGAACCAACUUCAAAGAAUGGAAGCUGGUGGUGCAAGAAAUUGUUCAAUUUACAAAAGCUGAUACAGCCAUCUUGAACAUUAAGCCUCUGCGUUACUGUGCCAUGUUUGAUUCCUAUCCAGCCUCACUAUCAUAUGUUUCCAGAUUCCAUGCUAAGAGACUUUUAAAAUUCCAAGAUGCUGUGCUGACAAGCUAUCACAAAACUGAGGUAAAAUUUGCAGAACUGACUUUAGACACUUUCAGAAUGCUACAAUGUUUGGAAUGGGAACCUAGUGGAUCCUUCUAUCAGAAGCAUCCUGUUGAAUCAAGAGAGAAUGGUAAUAUGUCCGAUCAUUCAGUUGUUUCGGGACUGAUAGACAUCAAUUUGGCAGCAGAUAUGUUAGAUCCAACUUUGCCAUCAAAUCCUAAAAAAGCUGUUCUCUAUCGUCCGUCAACGACACAGUUGAUAUCUGUGAUUGCCACAGUUUGUGAGGGACUUCCUCUUGAUAGUGUUAUGCUAAUAUACUUGUCAGCCCCAGGAGACGCUGGUACGGAUAAUACUUCAGAAAUCAAAAGCUCUGGUGUAUCAAGCAAGUGUGCCAGGUCCAAUGCUCCUUAUAAUCAUCAUGAGCAGAACAAUGGUUUGUGUCAAAAUCAUGUCACUAUGAAUGGAGACUCAAGUCAGUGUUUUCAGAAUUAUUUGUGGUUAGGUCCCAGCAAAAAUGGAGGUUCAAAUUUCCUCUAUCCUGGCGAUAUAAUUCCUUUUACCAGAAGACCUACUUUUAUGAUUAUAGAUAGUGAUAACAGCCAUGCAUUCAAGGUUCUACAUGGAGCAGAAAGGGGUGAACCUGCUGCUUUGUUUCUUUCUCCUCAAAGGCCUUCAUUCAAGGAUCCAAGUGACGCUGAUAUGGCACAAAAUGGAAGUCAGUUCACUUUCUUCUUGACCGUUCCUUUACAGGCUUUCUGCCAACUGGUUGGUUUCAACUUGUCUAACGAUGUCCUGGACAUGUACAAUGAUUUGGAGAGUAUUAUCUCUGCUGCCUUCUCCGAGUGGGAGAAGAUCCUUUGUACUUCAACUACCCUGGAUCUGGUUUGGGCUCAACUGUUAUCGGAUCCAUUUCUACGGCGGCUUAUUCUUAGAUUUAUUUUUUGCCGGGCUGUUCUUACUCUCUUUCGCUUGCGAGAAAGUGGCCAUCAAUAUUUGCCCGUUUGCAUACCUGAACUUCCCAGUAUCGUGUCUCCCAAGUCUGAAGCUGUACAGUCUUCUAUUAUCCGACUUGUGAAUCAUCUAGAGGUUGCAGACUGUUUUAGUUUUCAUGAAUAAUAGCUGAGGACCAGAAAUUAUGUAGCCAAUGUCCGAAUCAUAAUUUGCAACCUCUAAUUUCCAUUGUUUAAUAGUGAGUAUUAAACAAGAUACUCGCGGUACAUAUGGAAUCAGCAGUUGAUUAGUUGAAGUUUACACAAGGAAUUCUUCGGUGAUUGUUGAUCUCGGUUUCAUUAAUCCUGUGACACUACUCUGUCUUCUCUAUAUUUAUGUAACUUUCACCUUCUUAGUGGUUAUUUAUUGAUAUAGUGUGUUCUUGAUGCUUAAAGCCUCAGCAAUGGGCAAACUGGUUUAUUAGCUGAUUUUCAUUCAUGUUGUUUUCGUUGUUUAAUGAGUUACGUCUAAUUUGUUCAUACCUUUUGUAAAACAGAAUCUAAUAGCUGAAUGAGUUUCGCUCAUGAUAGGUUGAUAUUAUA
This is a messenger RNA of Olea europaea var. sylvestris, 2505 nucleotides long. Its product is annotated as protein SCAI-like. The record is from RefSeq and is a predicted model, not a curated record. Gene Ontology annotation, cellular component: nucleus. Gene Ontology annotation, biological process: DNA-templated transcription. NCBI's taxonomy places the organism in Eukaryota, Viridiplantae, Streptophyta, Magnoliopsida, Lamiales, Oleaceae. The transcript has 9 exons. The coding region runs from base 287 to 2089 and encodes 600 amino acids. Gene Ontology annotation, molecular function: transcription corepressor activity.